AUGCGGGUGAGACUGCCAAUGUAGUCGCCCAGCUUCUUGAUGGUGUCAUGGCUGUCGACGAGGAAGUGCUGCUCGAGGAAGUCACACAGCUACAAGAGAAGUUAGAUGACUCCUCGUAAUGCUGACGACUUUAAGAAAAAUGGACAAGAUGAGACCAGCAUAACUCUGGAGUGGAAAACAGUCCCCAACAUCGACAAUUACAUUCUUGCAUUUAAUGGGAGCAAGAUCAAUAUUAGUAAUUCUGAAAAAGAAUACAGAGUGUUAGAUUUGACCAGUGGAACCAGAUACAAUUUCACUCUCUUCACUGUGUUUGGAAAUGUCAGUAGCAGUGGAGUAAACUGCAUCGCAGUUACUGCUCCUCGUAAUGCUGACGACUUUAAGAAAAAUGGACAAGAUGAGACCAGCAUAACUCUGGAGUGGAAAACAGUCCCCAACAUCGACAAUUACAUUCUUGCGUUUAAUGGGAGCAAGAUCAACAUUAGUAAUUCUGAAAAAGAAUACAGAGUGUUAGAUUUGACCAGUGGAACCAGAUACAAUUUCACUCUCUUCACUGUGUUUGGAAAUGUCAGAAGCAGUGGAGUAAACUGCAUCGCAGUCACUGCUCCUCGUAAUGCUGACGACUUUAAGAAAAAUGGACAAAAUGAGACCAGCAUAACUCUGGAGUGGAAAACAGUCCCCAACAUCGACAAUUACAUUCUUGCGUUUAAUGAAAGGAGCAAGAUCAACAUUAGUAAUUCUACAGAAGAAUACAGAGUGUUAGAUUUGACCAGUGGAACCAGAUACAAUUUCACUCUCUUCACUGUGUUUGGAAAUGUCAGAAGCAGUGGAGUAAACUGCAUCGCAGUCACUGGAGUUAUUGCAGGGUCCGUAUUUGGUGUGCUUCUUUUUGGUCUCCUGGUCGCUCUGGUUGUCUUAAUUUUCCUCAAAAGACCAGAUAUUAUUAGCAGAAAGAAGUCUUCAUUCAUUGGUGGAUCCAAAGUACCAAACACACAGAGCAAAUCUAUUCCCUCUGCAAAGUUUCCAGACCACUUCCAUCAGCUGAGUUUGGACGAGAACAGAGGCUUCAGUGAGGAAUAUGAGUGCCUCGCUCCUGUUGGAACAGACCAGACACGAAAGACUGCUAUUCUACCUGAAAACAAAGCGAAGAAUCGUUUCAAUAACAUCUUGCCAUAUGACUGGUGUCGUGUGAAGCUAACUACAUCAGAUCCUGAUGGAAUUUCAGACUAUAUCAAUGCCAAUUACAUGCCGGGCUACAGCAGUAACAGAGAGUACAUUGCCACUCAGGGCCCUCUGCCCUCUACUGUUAAUGAUUUCUGGAGAAUGAUUUGGGAACAAAGAGUUAAGAGGAUCGUUAUGGUAACCAACUGCAUUGAAGGAGGGCGGACCAAGUGUGAACAAUACUGGCCUGCAGACAGCAAGUCAUGCCUUUAUGGAGAGCUGUUGGUCACCAUGAGAUCUGAGCAACAGGAGACCAACUGGACGCUGAGAGAAUUCAACCUGAAAGAUAGAAAAACCUCAGAAGAACGGACAGUUAAACAUUUCCACUUUACUGCCUGGCCUGAUCAUGGAGUCCCAGAGUGCACAGAGGUCCUGAUCCAGUUCAGAGGACUGAUGAGACAGCACAUAGAGAGAGAAGGGGGCAAAGCACCAACUGUGGUUCACUGCAGUGCUGGAGUCGGGAGAACUGGCACUAUCAUUUCCCUGGAUGUGCUGCUUCAGCAGCUGGAGAAAGAACAAGCAGUCGGCAUCAAUGCCUUCGUACACAAGAUGAGACUGAGCCGACCAUACAUGGUGCAGACGGAGUCUCAGUACGUUUUUCUGCACCAGUGCAUCAUGGACAGUCUGCAACCAAAAGACACGAAUGAAGAGAACAUUUAUGAGAACACGUACGAGAAUGCAGAUAUGAUAUACGUCAAUGCCACUGCCCUCCAAGAGCUACGUCGGCAAAACGCAAAUGCGUAGUGUCAACCCUGCACUCAAUCUUUUAUGCACUUAAUGAAAAACUAUUUGUCUAUAAGCAAUAUGUUGGUUUUAAACGCAAUAAUACAAACUAUUACAUCUUAACUAUUUCUGUAAAUGCAUUGCACACUUCAGAUCUUACUCAGUUUGCAUCUCUUCUAAAUAUGUAAUAUUAUUAUUUUUGUUGUCAUUGUUUUUAUGUGAGAAAAU
This is a messenger RNA of Haplochromis burtoni (Burton's mouthbrooder), 2169 nucleotides long. RefSeq names its product protein tyrosine phosphatase receptor type H. Lineage: Eukaryota; Metazoa; Chordata; Actinopteri; Cichliformes; Cichlidae. Gene Ontology annotation, biological process: protein dephosphorylation. The record is from RefSeq and is a predicted model, not a curated record. Gene Ontology annotation, molecular function: protein tyrosine phosphatase activity; protein binding.